This is a messenger RNA of Scomber japonicus (chub mackerel), 2385 nucleotides long. It is a transcript of the gene rin1b, whose product is annotated as Ras and Rab interactor 1b. Gene Ontology annotation, cellular component: endocytic vesicle; cytosol. Lineage: Eukaryota; Metazoa; Chordata; Actinopteri; Scombriformes; Scombridae. The transcript is spliced from 11 exons. Bases 1 to 2385 code for a protein of 794 amino acids. The record is from RefSeq and is a predicted model, not a curated record. Gene Ontology annotation, biological process: vesicle-mediated transport. Gene Ontology annotation, molecular function: guanyl-nucleotide exchange factor activity; small GTPase binding.
AUGCAGGCGUUGGGCAGCACCCAGCGAGGCUCUCCGAGAGCCUUCAGCGUCCUGGAUCGUCUUCUGCUGACACAUCCGGUGUGGCUGCAGCUGUCACUCAACCAAGACUCUGCCCUCUACAUCCUGCUCAGAGAGCCUGUUGGGACGUUUUUGGUGCGCAAAUGCAUCUUCAGCCAGAGGAAGGUGCUGUGUUUGAGAGUAACAGCUGACAGAAGUGCCUCCUGUAUUAAGGAGUGCUUCAUCUGUGAGGAAGACUCCACAUUCGCCUUGGAGAACUCAGCACUCAGCUUCCCCGACCUGUGUAGACUGGUGGCCUUCUACUGUGUCAGCAGGGAUGUGUUGCCUUUCCCGCUUCAGCUACCAGACGCCAUCGCUGAAGCCACAACACACAGGCAGCUGGAGGCCAUCUCUCACAUGGGACAAGACUUCUGGAGCUUGCCGAGUGCUUCUGAGAUCCAAAAUGGACCGUUGGACCUGGAUGAGACAACCAGCGGCAGCCCGGGCCAGACGGCGGUGAACCUGCUGACCCAAGGCAGACAAGGGAAACUCUGCUUCAUUAACCCGCUCUUCCUGCAGCUUGAAGUCAGCAAGCAACCACAACUCACAAACCACAGUGCCUCCAAUAAAAGGCACCGCUUCAAGCGCAGCAUGCGGCUCCGGCUCUCCGAAUCCUCCAUGAAUCUGUCCCUUGAGGGGGUCGGCUCCUACUCACCUCCCCCGUCAGUGGAGCAUCCCGGCGGGUCAGAGCGGCUGCAAAAGUCCGGCGACAACCCACAGAGGAGAGUUCAUGCUGGGGCAGGAGUCUUGAGGAGAACCCCUGCUGUAUCACCCGGGUCUGCAGAAGAAGAUGACAUGAUUUCUGCCUACGUGCCACAAGUAAUAACAACAUCUGCCAAGGAGGAAGAGCCUCCAAUGCCCCAGCCGUCUGCCCGAGCAGAGGAGCCAGGCAUUGAGGUGGCGGUUCUGGCCUUGGAUCGUCGCCCUGCUCCCUCCCUGGCCGAGCUUGACAGCAGCAGCUCCUUCAGCAGUAUGGAUGAGGAAAAUGAUUCAGAUUCAGAUUCAGAAAGCAUGGCCCAAUUCCAGAUCCACAGCUACAAGCGUCCACCGCUGUUGCGCUCUCGAGGCCGCGGUGGGUUGCACCGCAUGAGUGAGGCGUUUGUGUGUUUCUUCGCUCCGGACAAGCGGCUGACACGACUGGUGGAGGAGCUGUCCAGAGACAGACGCUCCAUCUUUGGAGGCAUGGUUCAGGACUUCCUCAUGGCACAGAGAGGGGCGCUCAAAUCCCUGGCUGCCUCUUCAUCAUCAUCAGCGUCCUCUUCCUCCUCACGUGUGACGUCUGUGCAGAUCCUGCAGGGUCUACGGCUCUUUCUGUCCCAGAUGAAGUGCUGCCUGCUGGACAGUGGAGAGCUGGAGCCUCCCAUUGACACCCUGGUGCCAGAGAAUGAGAAAGACCUGGCGCUGGAGCGGGCCAUGUUCUCCUGCAUACUCAGGCCUCUGAAGUCCCACCUUGAAAAAGCCCUGAUAGCGCUGCACAAUCAGGAUGGCUCUAACGAACGCCUCACCCAGAACAUGCUGCUUCUGAGAGGGGACGACGCCAUGGAGCAGCUCGGUGUACAAACGGGCGUCCCGGACAGCCGUGAGGUGGAGAGAGUGAAGCAGAAGCUGGUCCUGAUGCAGCGGACACACUCGCCUAUCGAUAAGGUCCUCCUUCUGCUGCAAGUGUGCAAGUGUGUCCACAAGGCAAUGGGGACCUUAUAUGGACAUGAAGUGAGUUCGGAGGACUUCUUGCCAUCGUUGUCGUACGUGAUUGUGCAGUGUAAUAGGCCUCACAUUCUGAUAGAGGUGGAGUACAUGAUGGAGCUGCUGGAGCCGUCCUGGCUCGGAGGAGAGGGUGGGUACUACCUGACCAGUGUGUAUGCCAGCCUGCAUCUGAUCCAGAGCCUGGACCAGGACAAGCCUUUCUCAAGCUGCCUGAUGCCAGAGGCCCAGGAGGCGCUGAAGGACUGGAGCUGCAGACGGAGCCAAGAGGCCCAGAGACAAAAAGAGAACCGGCACAGCCAGAGGUGCGUUCGGAUACUGUUCCAGGACGGGGAGCGGAGCGCCGUGCGGACGUUGCAGUGGAGAGCAGGGGAGACCAGCCAGGCCCUGGCGCAGCUGUGUGCCACCACCUUCGAAGUGUCCGACCCGCAGCAAUACACCCUGUACUGGCGCAGCGGCGGCGAGAUGAGGGCCCUGCCGGCUCAGGCUCAGCCCCAGGACCUGGCCAGCCACAGCGAGGGAGGCCCCUCGCUCUCCUACCUGAGGACCGACCACGACUUCAGCAAGAUGCGGCGGCUCACCAGAGGUGGCGCCGUGGACCUGAGCGAGUCGGUGUGUGAGGAGUGA